Messenger RNA from Paramecium tetraurelia, 1029 nucleotides. RefSeq lists its product as uncharacterized. The transcript is spliced from 3 exons. The record is from RefSeq and is a predicted model, not a curated record. NCBI's taxonomy places the organism in Eukaryota, Ciliophora, Oligohymenophorea, Peniculida, Parameciidae.
AUGUCAAUAUAAAGAGAAUGGCAGAAAUUCGUGAGACCACCUCGAUAUAAUUAUAGUUACUUUGAUCUAGGUCCUGAAUACAUUUAACUACAUCAAGGUUAUCUACGGAAACAUGAAAGGGUUAUUACUAAUCGUUAAAAUUGCAAAUUAGAAAUGUCAUACUUUGAAUUGAAUCCGCGAACUACCAAUUGUAUAGUUUAUUGUCAUGGCUACAAUGGAUGUAGAAUAGAAGGCGUAAAGUACGCUUCAAUCGUAGCUUAAUUUGGCUUUAACUUUUGUACAUUCGAUUUCUAAGCAUGUGGCCAUUCAGAAGGAGAUUUCAUUACUUUUGGACAUCUUGAGAAGGAUGAUAUAACAUCAAUAUUGCAGGAAUUAGAAAUGCAAUUCCAAUAGAAGCAAUUUAUUUUGUGGGGGAGAUCUUUAGGCGCCACUACCAUUUAGUUAAAGGAAUAACCAAAUGUCAAGGGACUGGUAUUGGAUAGUUGUUUCACAAAUUUCAAUAAAUUAGCAAUUAGCAUAAUUCAGAAAUAAACGAGGUUGCCCAAGUUCAUAAUUAAGGCAAUCAUCUUCUUAACCAAAGGAACAAUUGAAGAAGAAGCAGGAUUCCAAUUGAAUGACAUACAAGUUUAAUGUAAUUCCAACAUGCCCACACUCUACAUUUGUAGUGACAAGGAUUCGCUCAUAAAGGCAAAGAAUAGUUUAAAAUUGUACAAGCAGCAUAAAGGAAUAAAGAAGUUAAUCAAAGUAGAGGGAGAACAUAAUGAUUCGAGACCUCUUGAAAUCAUUCAACAAAUCUGUUCAUGGUGCAAGGACAGAGUGCAAAUACAAUAAAACAAUUAUGUUCAAUACAAUUCAGUCCCUCAAGUGGCUAGAUUGCCAUUGGAAUUGAUCUAUGAUUCUAACAUAUAGAGUGGGAUGUAAACUUCAUAUAAUAGGAUUCCUAAGAACCCUGCCAUUAAAUUAAAAAACCAAAUAAGUAUCUAGUUAAGAACAAGCUGUAGAAAUUUACACAGUGCAGUAUAAUACUGA